Messenger RNA from Cucurbita maxima (winter squash), 881 nucleotides. RefSeq names its product cytochrome b5, seed isoform-like. The record is from RefSeq and is a predicted model, not a curated record. Gene Ontology annotation, cellular component: endoplasmic reticulum; membrane. The transcript is spliced from 6 exons. Lineage: Eukaryota; Viridiplantae; Streptophyta; Magnoliopsida; Cucurbitales; Cucurbitaceae. The coding region runs from base 218 to 733 and encodes 171 amino acids. Gene Ontology annotation, molecular function: heme binding.
GUAUAGCCUGCCAGGCUACGGCCAUCCUCAACUAUCGACAUCUGGAGAAUCGAAACAACCUUCCGUGUUCACGAAGAUCACAAAAAGGACAGAAAUAUCACCGGAAUGCAGGAAUUGCUCGAGCUUGGAAGGAAUCAAGAAGAAGAAACUCAGGACAGAAAAGAAACACACCAUGGAAGAGUGAACGAGGGAGAUCCAAUGUUGAAUUUGACAGGGAAUGGGUUCUGCAAGAACUGUGGGGAUUGGAAGGAAGAACAAGAAGAAGAAGGAGAAAUGCAGAACAAGAAAGAUUUGCCUCCCAGAUUACACAACUCUCUUCCAAGCUGCGACCAUGGACGGCCGCACGGUGUUCACUUUGGCUGAGGUUGCCUCCCACGACAACCGCAACGACUGCUGGUUGAUCAUUGAGGAUAAGGUAUAUGAUGUGACAAAAUUCCUCGAAGACCAUCCUGGUGGUGAUGAAGUCUUGUUGUCAAGCACUGGUAAGGAUGCAACCAAUGAUUUUCUCGACGUCGGGCACAGCAGCGCUGCUAGUGCAAUGAUGGAAGAAUUUUACGUAGGCGAUAUCGAUAGCUCGAUUAUUCCUGCAAAAGGAGAGUACAUUCCUCCUAAGCAGCCCCUAUACAACCAAGACAAGACAGUGGAAUUCAUUAUCAAGGUACUCCAGUUUCUAGCUCCCCUGGUAAUUCUGGGUUUGGCUUUUGGCAUCCAUAUCUAUACCAAAACGACUUAAACGUUGAAGUUAGUGAUCCGUCCAGUGGCUUUUGGUUUUUAGGCCAGAUUUGUCUUCGCGAAUGGAACAUAGUUGUUUUUAUUAUCUUCCUUUUAUGGAUUAUUGAAAUGUUAGUCAAAAAGUGAAAUCUAGUGAUUGGUUCCUAGGC